Micropterus salmoides (largemouth bass) is the source of this 948-nucleotide messenger RNA. RefSeq names its product mucin-2-like. The transcript has a single exon. The record is from RefSeq and is a predicted model, not a curated record. Lineage: Eukaryota; Metazoa; Chordata; Actinopteri; Centrarchiformes; Centrarchidae. The annotation marks the transcript as partial.
CCUGCCCCGACAACAACAACUGAGGCAACCACGACACCUGCCCCGACAACAACAACUGAGGCAACCACGACACCUGCCCCGACAACAACAACUGAGGCAACAACGACACCUGCCCCGACAACAACAACUGAGGCAACAACGACACCUGCCCCGACAACAACUACUGAGGCAACCACGACACCUGCCCCGACAACAACAACUGAGGCAACCACGACACCUGCCCCGACAACAACAACUGAGGCAACAACGACACCUGCCCCGACAACAACAACUGAGGCAACCACGACACCUGCCACGACAACAACAACUGAGGCAACAACGACACCUGCCCCGACAACAACAACUGAGGCAACCACGACACCUGCCCCGACAACAACAACUGAGGCAACCACGACACCUGCCCCGACAACAACAACUGAGGCAACAACGACACCUGCCCCGACAACAACAACUGAGGCAACCACGACAGCUGCCCCGACAACAACUACUGAGGCAACCACGACACCUGCCCCGACAACAACAACUGAGGCAACCACGACACCUGCCCCGACAACAACUACUGAGGCAACCACGACACCUGCCCCGACAACAACAACUGAGGCAAAAACACCUGCCCCGACAACAACAACUGAGGCAACCACGACACCUGCCCCGACAACAACAACUGAGGCAACAACGACACCUGCCCCGACAACAACAACUGAGGCAACCACGACACCUGCCCCGACAACAACUACUGAGGCAACCACGACACCUGCCCCGACAACAACUACUGAGGCAACCACGACACCUGCCCCGACAACAACAACUGAGGCAACCACGACACCUGCCCCGACAACAACAACUGAGGCAACCACGACACCUGCCCCGACAACAACAACUGAGGCAACAACGACACCUGCCCCGACAACAACAACUGAGGCAACCACGACACCUGCCCCGACAACA